AGCAUGUCCAAUUUCUCCUUAAGAAAAACGUCUCCCACAGGAAAUGCUAUGAAGAGCUGCACUCAGGGGAGCACCCAGAGACAACAGGGUUUCCUCGAGGUGAACAAAAGGAGAACUUUCUUACAGGAUAACAGCUGGAUAAAGAACCGACCUGAAGAAGAAAGAGAUGAAAAUUACGGUAGGGUGGUGCUCAACCGACAUAACUCCCAUGAUGCCUUGGACAGGAAAACAAAGGAGAUAAAUGAGCUAAAAGCCACGAUUAGCCGGUACAGAUCUGAUGACAGUUUGGACAGGAUCUCAGACAGACACGAUGCUGCUAAAAUAUAUAAGGCCAAUACCUUGGAAAACCAACUAACCAAUAGACACAUGUCUGCAUUCAGAUCACCAGAGGCAACAAAAAAGCAACCCGGGGAUUCCUUCAGCGCGACCACCGCCAGCACCCCCACUUCCACCUCUGCUGCAACCCCCGUAAAGAAAAAGAGACAGUCCUGGUUUCCACCGCCCCCUCCAGGUUAUAACACCUCUCCAAGCACAGGAGCAGGCAGAAGGGAACCAGCUGUUCACCCUCCAAUACCUCCAAAGCCCAGUUCUCCAGUUUUAUCUCCUAGCCAUCUGAGACGGGAUAAUAGGCAGAUUUGUCCACCUAAAGCAAAUGCAUAUACAGAAACCAACAGAUCUGCUGAAAGGAGUAUAAGGCGUCAGGACCUUGACAACAUCGUCAAAGUGGCUACUUCACUUCAGAAAACUGACAAGGGUGAAGAAUUGGAUAAUAUCAUCAAAAUGAACAAAGACUUGAAUAGAAAUCAAGGUCUUGAUGGCAUCUUCAGAGCAACUCCUAAGGCAGAGCAAACAGAGAAAAGAGCUCAAAGCCUGGAGAGUCUCAUCUUUCUGAAUAUCCGGGCAAACAAAGAUGGCAAAGGAAACCAAGGCCUUGGCAGUUUUAUCCACGUUAAUCAAAAGACUGACAAAAAUGAGAAAGGAACUCAAGAUCUCUAAACAAUCAUCAAAGCAAAAGCCAGGGUAGAUAAAACUAACAGAGAAGGUGAAGACCUUGACAAUGCUAUCAAAAGGAAUCCCAGAGGAAGUGAAAAUACCACUGGAAAACAAGACCUCAGUGGGCAUAUUAAAGUGAAUCCUGAAACAAAUAAAAAUAUCAAGAGGGGCCAGAGUCUUGACAAUCUCAACAGAGUGACCCCUGAAGUAAACAGAAGUGACUCAGGUUCCAAAGACCUUGAUAACCUCAUCAAUGUGAAUCCAAGAACAGAAAAAAGUGUGCAAGGGGGUCAAAGUCUGGACAGCCUCAUCAAAGUCUCUCCUGAAACAAAGAGAUCUACCCAGAGCAGUGAACAAGGUCUUGAUAAACUUAUUAAUCUAAGCCCCAAAGCUGUCAAAAACAUGGCUGGAAAUCAAGAUCUUGACAAGCUCAUCAAAGUGAAUCCUGAAACUGUCGCCAACAGCCAAAGAAACCAGGAUCUGGAUAACCUCAUCAGAGUGAAUCCGGCAGCGGUCAGGAGCAAUCAGAGCCAAGACCUGGACGACCUCAUUAAAGUGAAACCUUCAGCUCUCAGGAACACGGAGAGAGAUCGGAACCUGGAAAAUUUAAUUGAAGUGAAUUCUAAUGUGUCCAAAAAUAAGAAUGGAGGCUCCAAUGCUGACCCCAGGACCAUGGGACCAAAGGAUACUGUUGUGUACACGAGAACAUAUGUGGAGAACAGUAAGUCACCAAAGGAUGGCUAUCAGGAGAACGUCUCUGGAAAAUACAUACAAACUGUGUAUUCGACUUCAGAUAGGUCUGUCAUUGAAAGAGACAUGUGCACUUACUGCCGAAAGCCCUUGGGCACACAAACAAAAAUGAUUUUAGAUGAAUUACAAAUUUGCUGCCAUUCCACUUGUUUCAAGUGUGAAAUAUGCAAACGGCCUUUGGAAAACCUGAGAGCGGGAGACAGUAUUUGGAUUUACAGACAGACGAUACACUGUGAACCAUGCUACUCCAAAGUCGUGGCAAAGUGGAUUCAAUAAUUCUGGCAUAUGGAAAUCAAGAUGAAAACAUUCAUCAAGGAAUUAAAGUUUUUAUUUUAAGAAUAUGUAAUUUAGAAAAGCUUUUACAUUGAAGGUUGACCUUUGUGUACAAUGAACAAUUCUGCUAUUGCAUAAAUAACCUAAUUGCCUUCAAAAAGGUCAUAUACAUAAAGGGAACCAUCUGUUAUCUGGCUAGAUUCAGUCAUGAAAAAUUCAAGUGGUUUCAGUUACCAGUGUCAAAGGAACGAUACUGCUGAUGGCUGU
This is a messenger RNA of Miniopterus natalensis, 2283 nucleotides long. NCBI's taxonomy places the organism in Eukaryota, Metazoa, Chordata, Mammalia, Chiroptera, Miniopteridae. The record is from RefSeq and is a predicted model, not a curated record.